Messenger RNA from Vespula vulgaris, 3255 nucleotides. RefSeq lists its product as uncharacterized. The transcript is spliced from 6 exons. NCBI's taxonomy places the organism in Eukaryota, Metazoa, Arthropoda, Insecta, Hymenoptera, Vespidae. The record is from RefSeq and is a predicted model, not a curated record. The coding region runs from base 1331 to 2875 and encodes 514 amino acids.
UAUAUAUAUAUAUAUAUAUUGUGUAUAUCAGAUAUACAGCAAGAGAGGAUAUUGUUUGCUCUCGUUGACUCUGAGCGUAGCGAGAGGCUGCUGCUGCGAAAUAAAUACCGUGUCUGCCAAACGUGGAGGAUCUAGUCGAUCCGGCUUUGAGUCAGCGAGAUUUAUCACUCGGGAUGGGGACACAGGGAGGAAAGGGGGCAUGGGGGGAACGGGUCACAGAGUUUAUCGCUAAGGCAGGCAAUCGUGUCUCGAAUGCAACGCAAGAGAAAACUAUAGAAACUGUAUAGAUACGGAAUGGACUUUGUUAUUGUUAUUGUUUUUGAGGUCUUCGUUGGAGGAACAACAAAUGCUUGAUUGUUAUUGGUGCAUACGAUGUAUUUUCCAACUGAUCAUAUCCAAAAAUAAUCAUUUUGAUGAUUGGAAAAAAAGAGAAAAAAGAAACGAUAGAAACUUUUCAGGAUCGUACAGUAUUUAAAAGUACUUCGAAAGUAUCGUUCUUCUGUCUUCUUGCGUUUCUUUCUCGAAUCUUUGGUGUAUCUCUUCUACUUCUUUUCUUUCUAUUUUUUAUUUUCUUUUUUCUUUUUUUUUGUCUUCUUCCAAUUUAAGAAGUUCGAGAGUUCGUUGAUCCACGGUGAACUUGCAAAUCAAGGGCCAACUGACUAGUCUGAUCCGGAAUAUUUUAAAGGUAGGAAAGCGAGAGAGAGAGCGAGAGAGAGAGAGAUCGGGUUUCUAAACGGGAAGCAACGAGGGAGAGAAUCGGUGGGUUAAUGAAAUUAGCAUCGCUAUGACGACAAGCAAUGGUCGUGUAUAAUAAAAGUGACUACCGCUUUGCCAGUUCGACGACGAUGACGAUGACGACAAGAUCGAGGAAGCGUUUAACUUCGACGUGUCGGUAUAAACGAUAUAAAUGAAUGUAAGAAACAAAUAAACGAACGAACGGGCUAACGCGCUAACGCACUAACGAACGAACGAACGAACGAAAAAAUAUAAAAAAUAAUAAAAAAUGAACGUCGAUCGUGUUAAAUGUUUACGCGAAUAUACGAACAUAUGUAAAUCGAUUGAGAAAAAUCGCGUUUCUUGAUGACAGAGACGGGUGUUAAAAAGAAGAAAAAAAAAACUAAACAAAAACGGCUUUGCCAACAUAGCCGAACGAUUUUUCUUUAAGACUCCCGACUGUUCGACGUCGCCGCAGAAGCCGUACAAGUGUUUUAAAUCCGCUCAUUGACCAAGCCAACUUCCCACGUAUCCAGUUUGGCCGUUCUAACGUUUUCGUCGCGAAUCAUCUUGCGUCGACUUCGAAACAUUUAAAGCAAUAUCAUCGUUACGUCAGAUGACGUUUAUAUCAACAUCUAAAAUCACUUGGGAUCUUCUUCUCUUCGUUUCGUGUAGUGUUGUUCCGAUAAAAUUCGUGAAAGAAACUAGUGUGCGAUCGGCACCGUUAAUGAUGUUCUAUCUAAAUGGAAGGGUCGCCAGUGGUGGAACUGCUAGGAUCGAUCGAUCACUACCAAACGAGGAAGAUGAAUUUGGUUGGUUCGUUGGCGGCGUUGAAUAUGAUGCUUCCACGGCUAUGAACGAGAGUAAGGAUUAUCAUUCCUCAGGCUCGUCAACUUCUAUGUUAUCGUGUAUUGAUUCUGACGAGGCCGACGCUUACACCUUUGCAUCUGAUUAUUCGAAAAAUCCUGAAGAGGAUGAAACCUCUGAAAAAAUAGAACUCUCCAAUUUAACUCAUCCUAAGGAAUUGUGCAUCGAUUUUAUCGAAAAUGAUGCUCGCAUUAAAAAACUGGGUAUAACAACAACAGCAACAACAACAACAACAAUAAACCCAACAAAGGAUAAUGAUUUUCACGAUGAAUUAGCAGGCGGUGAACCGAUAAUUCAACAAUCACGAGCCAUGUGUUAUACUCCAGAAAGAUUGGUGAGAUGCGAGGAAUAUCGGAUUUUAAUUCCGUCCCCUCGAUUUCUCUCGAUAUCUCGGAUCAAUUCUGAAAAUGAAAAUACACGUAAAACAAAGCUAUCCAAAAGACGAUUGAAUUAUCUCAUCGAUUCUAAACAAAUUGGUGGUCCACGUUUAAGAGCUUUGCUCGAGUCGUACGAGGAUAAUUCAGAGAUUCAAGUAACUAGAACGAGUACGUCUAAUGUCGACGUUAAUACGACGGACAUCCUUCAGGAUGACGCCGUGCUCAAGAGGACACAAUCGAUCGAAGCUUCGAAAGGUUCAAUAGCAGAUACGGUCAAUAGCAAUAGAUCGAGUUACGAAAGACUAAGUGUUACCUGGGACGAUUUAAAGAAGCAAGCAACUCGUCGAUCAUCAGUCGAAGAUACUUCUGGCAUUCAAAGCAACGAUUGGAGUUCCGAAACACAAAGUGAGACACAAAUGAAUCCUCUUUAUCUUUGCGACGAACUUCCUCUGACAUCCGGUGGUUGUGGCAGUGACUUUGUCCAGGAACUCGAAAGUAAUCCAGAAAGAGCUCGGAUCCUUUUGGACGACGAUCGUUUCUGUGAUAAAACCUCUUCUCACGAUCAUUUAACAAGAUUAGCUCUUACCAUCGAGACCGAUGGAAACGUACCACCUGUCCUUGGAGAACCAGAGAAAUCUGUCCAUUAUCUUCGAAAACGUGUCGAGAGUCUUCAGCAUGCGAGUAAGGAUAUCUUCAAGGAUAUUUGCGAACUUAGGAAGGACUUCGAGUACGAAGAAGAAAAGUUGCUUGAUUUAUCGUCGAAUGCAUCGAAAUUGAGACAAGAUAUACACGAGGUCAAAUGCAUCGACGAUCUAUUAAGGCUUUUACGUGGUGAACUUGAAAGGAUAUCGAACAGGAACUGGCCAUUUGUACUCGGUCAUACUGAACAACAAGAGGAAAUGAAUUUAGUCGUUUGAAUUUCCUUUGAAAAUUCCUCGAUUAAUUUCGAGGAUACGAAGAGAAAACUUUUCGAAAGGAAUCACUGCCAUAGAAUCGUUUAUAAUAUUUCUUUUUUUUUCAGAAAAAGAAAAAAAAAAUUAAAAAAAAAAGGGAUCCACAAAUGUAUCUAGCCUUAGAUAUAAUUUGUUAGUUCAUUCAUUCAUUCAUUCGAUGUUAUCUUUUUUAAAAAGAAUUUUUAUACAGAUCAUCAUAAAAUUGAUAUACUGAAUAAUAUACAAUCUGGUCAAAAUGAAAUUCGAUUUUUAUCGAUAUAUAUAUCUAUAUAUCGUUUUUCGAAGCAUUCUAUUUUACUUGACUUCUUGUCUAUGUAUGUUUAUAUAAUAAAAUGGUAACAUUA